AUGCCCCGGCGGAAGGCAGACGCAGCCAGUUCGGGGAACGGCACGGGGGUAUCGCGCAAACGGGCGAGCACCGGCCGGGGGGCCCCGCUGACCGCCAAGAGGAAGAAUCGGGGUGGUGGGGGCAGCAGCAGCAGUAGCAGCAACAACGGGGGCGGGGGCAGCAGCGGAGAGGAGCAGGAUGGGCUGGUGUUGCCCCUGCUCUCAGCCCCCGGAGGAAGCAAAAAGACGCCCCGGUCUGGAGGCGGGCGAGAACAGCAAAGCCCCCCCGGUUUGCAAUCGCCCCAGGCCGCCGUGGUGGUCAGCGAGCCCGAACACACCAAGGAGCGCAUUAAACUGGAAGGCUCAAAGUGUAAAGGACAGCUUUUGAUAUUUGGGGCCACGAACUGGGACUUAAUUGGCCGAAAAGAAGUCCCAAAGCAGCAAGCUGCGUAUCGCAACCUUGGCCAAAACCUGUGGGGGCCGCACAGGUACGGAUGUCUCUCGGGAAUCCAAAUCCGGACGGCAAUUUCGGGUCCGUGUGCUGCUCACAGCCUCUUCAUCACCGUGGAAGGGAAGCUGUGGAGCUGGGGACGCAACGACAAAGGGCAGCUGGGCCACGGAGAUACCAAGCGGGUCGAUGCCCCCAAGCCUAUAGAAGUGCUCAGCAGUGAGACAGUUGUGUCAGCCGCUUGUGGGCGCAACCACACACUGGCCCUGACGGAGAAUGGAGCUGUCUUUGCUUUUGGAGAGAACAAGAUGGGGCAACUAGGAUUGGGGAACCAGACAGAUGCCAUUCCCAGUCCUACCCAGAUCAUGUACAACGGCCAGCCAAUUACCAAGGUGGCGUGCGGGGCUGAGUUCAGCAUGAUUAUGGAUUGCAAAGGGAAUCUCUACUCGUUCGGUUGCCCUGAGUACGGACAGCUAGGGCACAACUCCGACGGGAAAUUCAUCGCCCGAGCCCAGAGGAUAGAAUACGACUGUGAGUUAGUUCCUCGCCGUGUGGCCAUCUUCAUCGAGAAGACCAAAGAUGGCCAGAUCCUGCCAGUCCCGAACAUCGUCGUGAGGGAUGUGGCGUGUGGUGCGAAUCACACGCUCAUCCUGGACUCACAGAAGCGUGUCUUCUCCUGGGGAUUUGGCGGUUACGGCCGAUUAGGACACGCGGAACAGAGGGACGAGAUGGUGCCCCGGUUAGUGAAGCUUUUCGACUUCCCCGGCCGGGGCGCGGCGCAGAUCUACGCAGGCUACACCUGCUCUUUUGCAGUCAGCGAAACAGGAGGCCUGUUUUUCUGGGGAGCGACGAACACUUCCCGGGAAUCAACCAUGUACCCCAAAACCGUGCAGGAUCUGUGCGGUUGGAAAAUCCGUAGCUUGUCUUGUGGGAAGAGCAGCAUCAUAGUGGCAGCUGAUGAGAGCACAAUCAGUUGGGGUCCUUCUCCGACCUUUGGAGAGCUGGGUUACGGAGAUCACAAGCCGAAGUCUUCCACUUCAGCUCAGGAAGUGAAAACGCUGGAUGGGAUUUAUACAGAACAGGUGGCCAUGGGCUACGCUCACUCCCUGGCGAUCGCCCGCGAUGACAACGAAGCUGAAAAGGAGAAGAUCAAGAAAUUGCCAGAAUACAACCCACGCACCCUCUGA
Molecule: messenger RNA, 1614 nt
Organism: Protobothrops mucrosquamatus (brown spotted pit viper)
Lineage: Eukaryota; Metazoa; Chordata; Lepidosauria; Squamata; Viperidae
Gene: RCC2
Product: regulator of chromosome condensation 2
Exons: 12
Coding region: 1-1614 (537 amino acids)
Source: RefSeq, a predicted model, not a curated record